Talaromyces proteolyticus is the source of this 941-nucleotide messenger RNA. Its product is annotated as S-adenosyl-L-methionine-dependent methyltransferase. NCBI's taxonomy places the organism in Eukaryota, Fungi, Ascomycota, Eurotiomycetes, Eurotiales, Trichocomaceae. The coding region runs from base 51 to 851 and encodes 266 amino acids. The transcript is spliced from 2 exons. The record is from RefSeq and is a predicted model, not a curated record.
GGUUAACCUAUCUACUACGUAUUCUACAACUACUAGAUGGUCUUCCUAGGAUGGCUUCCGCCCACAACGCUGCUGGUCACGAUCACAUAGACUCCGAUCCAGGUCCACUAUACCAAGAACCAUGGAUUCGAAAGCUCCUUCAACAGAUCCAGAUCUGUCUUCAGAUGAACAGUGACUGGCUUGGAAUCGACCUGUCACGACCACAACGCAUCCUCGAUUACGCAUGUGGAAAUGGAACAGUAUCAAGUGUAAGAUCUGCCACCACCAACCCCUCUCACUUUCGCGCGAUAGCCGUUGAUACUUCCAAGGCGCUCUUGCCUGCAUUCCCAAAAGCAACCUUUCAAGGCAUCGACAUCGCCACCUCCCAGGUCCGUCGUUACAAUGAUGAAGCCACGAAGCUACUUGGGGAGCCUCACCACCGCAUGUUUGCCAUUCAAGGAGACCUCUAUGAUCCACAAGCUGUCCUGAACGAGGCGCGAUGGUCUGGAUUCGACGCCUCCAUUAUUAGCUUUGCUCUUCAUCACACCAAAGACCCUGUGGAUAUGUUGACGCGACUACGACAGCGCGUUCGAUCCGGAGGUACUGUUGUCGUGCUUGAUUUUCUAAGGCAAUCUCCCGAUACUGCUCAACACGCAGAGGGAAAGGACCAGAAGUAUCAUGCGGAAGACAUGGUCAAACUAACCCAAGGGAUGAAAAUAUGGCCGGGGUUCACUAUGCAAGAUAUUCACGCUGAUAUGACCAGUGGCGGUUGCGUUAACGUUGAUGUGAAAGUGUUUCCAGAGCCGGUUGAAGGGCCUGAAGAGUUGCAGGGCUAUGGGAGGAUAUUUAUCGCCAAAGCCACUGUUCCUUAGGAACUGGGGGAUGCACAACAGAUAUUAGUCCGCGUCGGUGUAGUUAAACACUGCAUAUUUUAAUUGCUAGCACAGACUAGGAUCGUUGCA